CUUCCGACAGACACGCACCCGAGUCCAGCGCAAUCGCCCACCGCAGAGCUCAGUGCCGGGAUGGAUGUGUUUAUGAAGGGCUUGUCCAAGGCAAAGGAAGGGGUUGUUGCUGCAGCAGAGAAGACCAAGGAAGGGGUAGCGGUGGCCGCGGAGAAGACCAAGGAAGGCGUGCUGUAUGUUGGAAGUAAAACUCGGGAAGGUGUAGUACAAGGUGUGACUUCAGUUGCUGAGAAGACAAAGGAGCAGGCAUCCCACCUGGGUGGAGCUGUCUUUUCAGGAGCUGGCAAUAUUGCAGCUGCCACAGGACUGGUCAAGAAAGAAGAAUUUCCAACUGAUGUGAAGCCCGAGGAGGUUGGUCAAGAAGCAGUGGAGGAGCCUCUGAUAGAGCCACUGUUGGAACCCGAGAGUGAGAAUUAUGAAGAGCCACCGCAGGAGGAAUAUCAGGAAUAUGAGCCAGAAGCAUAAUGGCCACAGCUGUUCCCGACACUUCCACCAGCAGCACAAUAACAAUAAUUUCUUCUUCCCUAUCCACAUCCAUCUCUCCAAGGGAAGGUCUUGAUGCAGAUGCUAAUGGAGAGAAUCCCCCAUACCCCAUCCUGUCAUGAGUUCUUCCUCCAGUUCUGCUCCAAGAGACCUCAUCAGGAUCAGUGUUUUAUGUAUUGUGGUCUUUAGCGUUAAAGAGAAAGAAUACUGAAGACAAACCGCGACCGCAGUGGUUUGUGUACAUGUGUACAUUUCAAAGCCCAGCCUUACUGCCUGUCUCCCUCCCAGUGCAGUAAGGCCAGAUUUCAUGUGUCUGUAAGCAGCAUGUUGUAUCUUCUCUGUUUUUAAACAGAGCACUCCAUGUCCUUGACUGGGACCUUGCACUGGGCCCACUGUACAUUUGCUUGCACGUGAAUCAUGUCAACUCCGUUCCAUUAUCAUUGGAACUUUUUUUUAAAAAAAAAUCUCUGUCCUGGUCAUGUAAAAUAGACUUCCUGAUUUUAACGGUGCAGAAGUUGUGUCUAUGUAUCCUAAACAAAAGGAGCAUCUUUCCUUUCCUGCCCCCAGCACUCUGUAUAUUUUGACUGUGGCAUGGAUAUAUACCUCCCACUGUCGCUGUGUGUGCAGUCCUGGGUUGCUGCCAGUGAUGCAGCUACCCAUCUCCAUGAAUAAAGCCAAUUCUUGACUGUAGCGGUUUUUCUGCUUCCACGUGGUUCAUAGGUCAAGAGGGAGAGCAGUUAACCUUUGCUUUUCUGAGAACAAGGUAGUUUUCAAUGGGCUAAGUGUCCACAUUGCUGACCUUUCAAGGCUUUGAGAACAGUAUAUUUUGUAAUGUCUAAGGGAAGCAGCUGAUGUUGCUUCUUACAAACUAACACAGCUUCAGUGAUUUUUUUCCAAAUUAAAGUAUAAGCAAUCAGUAAGUAAAAUGGAACAUCCAUUGGAAGUGCUGAAAAAGCCCCUUCAGCAGGUAUGUUUUUUCAUCCUAGAUGAAUUAAGCUAGAGGUCUUAAAAUUGAACUGCCAAUAUUGUAUCCACCUCUAUUGUGCAGUCAUACUUAAAUCAGAACUCUAUACGGUACAAGAUUUUAAAAAAUAAACUGUAAAGGUAGAAAACAUAUAGAAAAUAGUCAAAGGACAGAAAUACCUUUUCUGAAAAAUUGUAACAUUUAGGGCUUAGAACCUUAUGGAAAGAAAGUAAGGAAUAUAAUUAUGCAUGGUGCAGAGAAAGUAAAAAUAUUUUUUCUCCUUCUCUUAUAAAAAUAGAAUCUAGGCACUUCCAUUGAAGCUGAUUUGCAGGAAAUUGAAGAUAGAUACAACGUAAUUUAUAAAAUUUUCUGUCACAAGAAACAGUAGUUUAGACUACUUUGUGACACAAAUUCAUUGGAAAUGUUUCGUUAGAUAUCAUUAAGCCAUAAAGCAGCUUCAGUCCCAUAAGCUAUCACUAGGCAACCAUUAUCAGAGAAGGAAAGUAUUUGCAUUAUUGUAUUUAUUGGCUUCUCAGAGGCAUCUGAUUGGUGAUUGCUAGAGACAGAAUGCUGUACUAGAUAAGCCCUAGAUCUGAUCCAAGAGAGCUAUUGUAGUUUAAAGAUAAACAUGUCAAAACACACACACACACACAUCCCUAUUCGGCCUUAAAAUAUUAGGGCAACACUGUCUUCUGAGAUAAUAAUUAUUAGAAAUUAAUACAGUCCAGUUAACAUCAAAGCCUGCUUAUAAGUAGUCGAUCUAGUAUCCAAUUCCAAAACAGUUCCACUGCCAUUAAUUAAGAAUAAUGCUAUUCAUGUGAUUGAUGAAGACAGUAUAUAAUAAAUCUUGAUUAAAAAGAUAUUUUACUUACUUUUAGUGGGAAAAUCACGCUUCAGAAAAACUGCCACAGAGCAGAAAAAUGUGUGCCUUCCACUUUGAAAUGAGAUAAAAUUUAAAGUCUUUUUAACCACAAAAUCUAUUUUUGUGGCUUGAAAUCCCUAACAAUUUACCAAUAUCUGAAUAGUUGCUAAUAACAAUAUUGUAGCUGCUAAUUUUCAUGUUAUUUUGUUAAAUUAUAGAUGGCUUAAUAAUUUGUGGAGUUUCUUAUUACAACUUUUAUUUUAAAAUCAAUACCAAUCUUACAUUGUCUCCCUUUCCUGUGAUAAAGCUUUCUCGAUAAACA
Messenger RNA from Notechis scutatus (mainland tiger snake), 2631 nucleotides. Lineage: Eukaryota; Metazoa; Chordata; Lepidosauria; Squamata; Elapidae. The record is from RefSeq and is a predicted model, not a curated record.